CCGGCCUGGACAUCAUCCUCCGCAAUCAUCGCUUCAGCACACGAGGGCAUCCGCUUCUUCGCUCCUCGCCUCUACUGCGCUCGCCCGCCGCCCUGAACCCACGCCUUCUGCACAGUAGCACAGGCUGUUCCGAGGCAAGAUGGAGAGUCCGGGCGCAUACCCUGAAUCGCCCGACGAGGAGGUGGUCUAUCCGUGCAAAGGUUGCGGAGAGAUUCUCGAGGAGGGCAAGGCGUUCGAGCUAGCUGGCAACCGAUGGCACAUCGACUGCUUCCGCUGCAACACGUGCGGCACGCUCCUCGAUUCCGACGCCAACCUGCUCCUCCUCGGCGACGGCUCGCUGAUUUGCAACAACUGCACAUACAGCUGCAACCAUUGUGGGAACAAGAUCGAGGACCUGGCCAUUCUGACGGGUGACCAGGCUUUCUGCGCGAACUGUUUCCGUUGCCGGAACUGCAAGCGCAAGAUUGAGAACCUGCGAUAUGCUCGCACUUCGCAGGGCAUCUUCUGCAUGUCAUGUCACGAGUCUCUCAUGGCGCGACGGCGGAAGAAGACCAAGAAACCACCUUCAUCGGCGGGCGUGCCACCCAAGGUGGACAAGUCAUUGCCCGCCUUGCCCCCCAGUGCAGCACAGCCGCAGACCCAAUUCACCCCAGACCUAGACACACCGUCUGAUGUAUUCUCGGAACCUGGUACUAAUGACGUUUCUCCUAGACCGCCUCACCCGAGAAGGAACGACUCCUCGCCUGCCAACUUCAGGCGCGAUGCAUCGCCAGCUUCCGCCGGUGAUGCUCGUAGAGAAAACCUGACCUUGCCCGCGAGCACAUACAAGGAGACGACCCACUCCGAGACGUCAGAUACGGGCGGAGACGACGGCAUCCUGCUCCCCUUUGCUUUGGACCCGAAUACAGCCCCGGGGCCGUCUCCACUCGGCAAGAGCCAGAGUCGGGGUGUCGACGCAAAGGCUACCCGCGACUACUUCAACCGACCGGCGGGAAACCACAGAGAGAUGCUGAAGGAGAAUAGGUCGCGGUCGGCUUCUGCCGAACGGCAGCCGACCAGCCCGCACAUUGCAUAUCAAGAGAAGGGAAGGCAGCCCUCCGACCAGCUAGUGGAUACAUUUCGCAAGCGAAAGGAGUCUGCCAACGAGUCGCCGUCGGUUGGCAAUGACCGCUCCCGCAGCCAACAUGCGUCGCCGGCCCCGUCGCAGUCUACUGAAGGGUUCAAGCUCCAAGACGUCCCCAAGAACAAGAAGGCGGAAGCAAGGAGGGGCUCCAGUGCCAGAUCCCCUGCGCAUAGCUCCCCUGCCAACGACCUGACUGGGCGGCUCAUGAGCCCUCCCGCAGAUUCUCUUACUGCGUCUCCAACCCCCUUGGAUUCACAAACCGGCCGCGAGGACUCGCCUGCGACGUCUGGCUCUUCAUCAUAUACUUCGACACAGCAGGUGGAACGGCCGGCAAGAGGUGAUUCUCUCGCGAACUCCGCGCUCAAGCCAACCGCAUCGAUCUCAAGGAAAGACAUGCCAGCUGCGUCGCCUACCACACCAACCCUAUCCCAACCGGAGCGGAAGCCUUCUGGCUCGGCCCCUCGGUCUCAGCAGAAUGGCGGUUACAAUAUCACUAGCCCUGUUGAUUCCCAGUCUUCAAGAACCCCAAUGGAACCUCCUGUGCCUCCUCAGCGUUCUGCUGGACGACCACCACCGCCUUCUACUGACACGUUCGUCUCUCCUAGGGCCCCUCCUCAGCCUCCUCCAUUACAUAACCACAAAACCACCGAAUCCGUCAGCACCGUCCAGAGUGAAACUUCCAACAAUGUGUUCUCUCCAGUUGGCCUUCCCCGUUACAGCGCUCAGGGUGACUUCUCCAUGGACGAGGACUUUGCUCGCCUUCUAUCGAACCAAGAAGGCCAGGAGAAAGAGAGUGGUGUUUUCCGCAGGGUGUCCAAUGCAGUGUCCAAGCAUGGACGGAGUUUCAGUGAUCGUGGAUCGGUGAACACGCGAGGCCACAAGAAAUGGCCGACCAACGGCUCAAUAGAAAUCAGCAGUCCCACGGUUGCUUCUCCUGAAUCUAAGGAGGAGAAUGUCAACCUAAGAAAUGAACUACGAAGGGCUCAGCAAAGAAUUGCCGAGCUCGAAGCGGAGAAGAACGGCUUGCAAGAAACAGUGCACAGCGCUGCUGAUAUCAAGCAGGCAAACACAAUGUUGCGGGAGAAGCGAAACACGAUGGCUGUUUUGGAUACCCAACGAGAAAUGGUCAUUCGGGAGCUGGAGAUCAUGACAGAACAUUUGAAACGCGCAAAAGAUAGCAAGGGCACUACAAUGGACGUUAACCAGCUGAAGUCGGACAUCCUCAAGGAUUUUGGAAACUCGUUACAAAAGCUCAAGGAUCAGCUUGGCGGGCAGAUCGAGGAACUGAUCUCGAAACGGACCACGCUCACGGAUGAAAUCUCCAGCCUGAUUCAAAUGAAAGACAAAGGGUUCCAGGAGUAUGAGUCGCUCAGCGCGCAAAACAAAAAGCUCUCGGACAUGAACCGAGACCUCAUUGAGUCAAUCCAGUCAACACUUAAGAGCAACAAACAGCACAACGGCGGCCAGUCCAUCGACGUUGGUCGGCCUCCAGCAAACGGCCUUGGAAUCUAUCACGCCCACCACAAAGGCGGCAAGUCGGACAUAUCCAUCGACAACCAGGGGAUGGUGCAUGAGCCCUCGUACUCGAAUCUUCAUGAUGCUGAGAGUGAAGCCACUCUCGCUCAACCACAAGUCGUGAACAUCCGCAAGACUGGUAAGCCGACAAAAUUCUCCAACUGGAAGAAGGGCGGUCAGGCCAUCACGAAGAAUGUCACCAAGGGCUUCAAGGGAGCAUUCGGCCCGUCUGAGCCCAAGCGCGAAGACGAAUACAACAUCAAGGUCAUCGGGACCCCCUACGGUUCUGUCCAUUCGCAACCCGAUUUUGCCUCUAUGACGAGCUCAUUGAAGAGCAAGGAAGAGCAGCCGACUCCACGCGGCUGGUUUGGCGGCAAGAGCACAUCCAAUAGGCCACAAGACCGCUUCAAACCUUUGCAGCACAACAACAGUAGCAGUAACCUCGUCGGUGAGCACGGUUCGGUCCUUUUCGGAUCGGACCUCAGCGCUCGGUGCGACUUCGAGAAGCGGAUGAUCCCAGCAAUUGUUAGUCGCUGCAUUGAAGAGGUGGAAUCGAGAGGCAUGGAUGUCGAGGGUAUCUACCGCAAGAGCGGUGGUAAUUCCCAGGUCACUCAGGUGAAGAAUGGCUUCGAGGCCAACAACGAAUAUGACAUAACGGACCCUGAUCUGGACAUUCACGCCGUCACUUCCGCUUUGAAGAAUUACUUCCGCCGUCUACCGGUACCCUUGAUCACAUAUGACGUUUACGACCAGUUCUUGGAAGCAGGCCAACUUGAGCACCCGGAACAGAAGGCGAAAGCGAUGCACGCCGCUCUCAAGGAGAUACCCCGUGCUCAUUUCGACACCCUCCAGUUUUUGGUCUUCCAUUUGUCUCGUGUGAUUCAGCACGCAAACGAGAAUUUGAUGACGCCCUUGAACCUGGCGGUGGUCUUCGCGCCCACGAUAAUGCGGCCCAUGGAAGUCCAGCGCGAGAUGAAGGAUGUUUCUGCGCAGCAAAAAGCCGUUCAGGGGCUGUUCGAGCACCACAAGAACGUCUUCUUCGACGAGGAGUAAAGCAACACCGACCGAUCUAUCCGCGCGCACUAUGCACUUCGAUGUUUGACGAGCUCUAUCCGGAUUUAUGCUUACCGUACCAUCUUG
Molecule: messenger RNA, 3778 nt
Organism: Trematosphaeria pertusa
Lineage: Eukaryota; Fungi; Ascomycota; Dothideomycetes; Pleosporales; Trematosphaeriaceae
Product: RhoGAP-domain-containing protein
Exons: 7
Coding region: 140-3691 (1183 amino acids)
Biological process (GO): regulation of GTPase activity; signal transduction
Cellular component (GO): cytoplasm
Source: RefSeq, a predicted model, not a curated record